UUUUUAUUAGAAUUGUUCGCGUUUUCUUUCAGGGUAGUGUUGCGAAUAACUAUGAUUCGCGUUUGUUAUUAGUGUUGCGUCUGAUGAACCGCGUCCGAUUUGAAAUAACUUUCAUGUUUAGGGUUCGGUUGUUUAUUAGGUUUGGAGCGUUAUUGUUAUGUAUACGCGUAAUUAUAUUGACACUGUAAGUUUCUAGUAAUAAUAAAUAACAAUAUCUGAGAAAUUCGAAAGUGAAACUAAAUACAUAUCCAUAAGAGGAAUGUUGUGUAUCUAUGACAAUAUCUCAUUUUACACGCACAUGUGCAGUGACAUAUAUGACUGAUCAAAAGUGGAUUGAAGUGUAUUGCAUGUUGUCUUCUGAAGUAUAGAUUUUCCUCCUGCUAACAAAGUGUUAUUAUUGAACUAUUUUCACUAAUCCGUCCUUAUGGCAUCCCCAGCUCCAAAAUCGCCAGAACAAUCUGAAAGAAAUAGGAAAUACGAUAGACAAUUAAGGUACAAUACCCGGUGAAAAGGUUAUUUUGGGGUUAGGUUAUGGGGUGAUCAUGGUCAGGCUGCAUUGGAAGGUGCACACGUUUGUGUCAUAAAUGCUACAGGUCUUGGUACCGAGAUUUUGAAAUCUUUGGUCCUCCCUGGUAUUGGAGCAUUUACAAUUAUAGAUGGUAAAAAAGUUACUAAUGAAGACAUUGGAGCAAAAAGCUGACAGUGUUGGAAAGUCCAGGGCACAGGUAGCAAUGCAAAUGCUUCUAGAAUUAAAUUCAGACGUUAGAGGUGAUUAUAUAGAUGAGGAACCUGAAGAAAUUUUGUAUAAUAGUCCAGACUUUUUCAAUAAUUUUACUGUUGUUGUAGCCACUUCGCUUGUUGAAAAAUCUUUAAUUCUUUUAUCACAAAGGCUUUGGGACCUGAACAUACCAUUAAUAGUAUGCAGAAGUAUAGGGUUCAUUGCAUAUAUGAGGAUUCAAGUGAAAGAGCAUACAGUUAUAGAAACACAUCCAGAUAAUGAAACACCAGAUUUACAUUUAGAUAAACCAUUUGAAACAUUAAAAACCCAUCUGGAUUCAAUCAAUCUUGAAGAAAUGAGCUUUAAAGAUUACACUCAUGUACCAUAUUUAAUUAUAUUAUAUAAAUUUUUACAAAAAUGGAUUACAGAACGAAAAGAAUUACCUAAGACAUAUAAGGAAAAACGUGAAUUUAGGGAAUUAAUGAAGGAAGGCAUGCGAAAACAUGAAAAUGACAUAACAAGUAUCGAAGAAAAUUUUGAUGAAGCCAUUAAAGCCGUAAAUACGUGCAUAGGGCAUACGGAGGUUCCAGAUAGCGUGAAGAAUAUUCUAAAUGAUGACCGGUGUAUUAAUUUGACCGCCAAGAGCAGUUCAUUUUGGAUUAUUGCAAAAGCUAUAAGAGAUUUUUGCGAGAACGAAGGAGCUGGAUUAUUGCCAUUGAAAGGUACUUUGCCAGAUAUGACAGCAGAUACUGAGAAGUAUAUAACACUUCAGCAAAUUUACCAUAAACAAGCGGCAUCUGAUGCAGAAGCAGUUUGGCGACGUACGCUUCAGUUAUUGCGGCAAUUGGGCAAACCAUCCGAUUCCAUUUCCGAAAGAGAUGUUAAGUUAUUUUGCAGACACGCUUCAAAUAUAUACGUAGAAAAAGGAACAUGUAUAGCGGAUGAAUACGAUUCUAAAAUUUCCGAUACGUAUAAUAUAGUGCAAAGUUUGGAAAAUCCGGAAAGUAUGAUGAUUUACUAUGUUGUGCUCAGGGGAGUUGAAAAGUUUCAAGCAGAAUAUAAUUCGUAUCCUGGUGAAUUUGAUGAUCAAGUGGAACCUGACAUUGUUAAGCUCAAAGCAUGUAUAACAAAAUUAUUGAUUGAAUGGGGAUGUGGGCCAUUAGCGAAAGAUGAUUAUGUGCAUGAGUUUUGUCGAUUUGGUGGAGCCGAAUUACAUUCGGUAUCAGCGUUUUUAGGUGGUCUCGCAGCUCAGGAAGUUAUAAAGUUCGUUACAAAUCAGUAUAAACCAGUUCAUAACACGUUCAUAUACGAUGCAGUCACAUCGAAUUCUGAGACAUUUUUUUUUUAGUUGGUAUGAACUAUUAAAUUAAAAUACUUUUGUAUCUAAUAAAAAACAAAAACCAAAAUACAAUUUUGUAGUUUAACAAGUUCCCCAUAUUCUUGAACUGAUUAUCCUAUUGCCCUUAUUUCGUUUUUGAGAACACGUUUAUGCGUUCGUUAAAAACACAUUAAAACUCAAGUUGAACGAGUAUAAUAUCAACACUUUAAUGUAGCAAUGAACUGAUACACAAGUCAUUUCGUUCUUAUUUAUAAUAAACAACUAUUACUUACAAUAAAUACGUAUAAGGUGGAAAGCAAAUUAAUAUUUCAUAAUACCUUAUGAUCGACGUACGCAAAUAUUAAUAUUUUACCGGUGUUCCACUCUUAAUACAACUUAAUAAAACGGGUUGCGCUUUGAUUUUCGUAUUUCUUCACUUUGUACGUUAACAUCUUAUAUCACGUUACAUUAUUGUUACUUUAUCGAUAUUGAAUUAACUGUAUCCUGAGUAUACUAAUUAACCGUUAACUACGAUUAACAAUACUACAAUAUAAAACUCUGACGCUCUACUUUCACACAAACCACUUCAGUAUCCUGAACAUAUUCAAUAUCCUAUAUACUUAUUAUUUGCAAUGUGACUAUCCCUUGACCAUCCCUUCAUUUAUUUUAAUUUAAUUUACAUGUUAAAUU
Messenger RNA from Hylaeus volcanicus, 2726 nucleotides. RefSeq names its product NEDD8-activating enzyme E1 regulatory subunit (gene APP-BP1). NCBI's taxonomy places the organism in Eukaryota, Metazoa, Arthropoda, Insecta, Hymenoptera, Colletidae. Gene Ontology annotation, molecular function: ubiquitin activating enzyme activity; NEDD8 activating enzyme activity. Gene Ontology annotation, biological process: protein neddylation; ubiquitin-dependent protein catabolic process; DNA damage response. Gene Ontology annotation, cellular component: nucleus; cytoplasm. The record is from RefSeq and is a predicted model, not a curated record. The transcript is spliced from 9 exons. The coding region runs from base 657 to 2066 and encodes 469 amino acids.